AUGGGGAUCUCCGCUCAGUAUUAUGCGCACGCCCGCAUACUCCAUCUCCUCCUUCCUCUCAAACCCCCCUUCUCCUCCUCCUCCUCCUCCUCCUCCUCCCUACUACGCCCUAAUCCCUCUCCUCUCGCAACAACAACAACAACAACAACAACAACAACAACAACAACCUCAAGGGGCCUCCUCUGCUGCUUCUCCUCCCAUGGAAACCCUCGGCGAGGGCGCGAAUCUCGAGGCGGCGGGGGAGGCUCCGCGGAGGGCGAGUCGGGGUUCGUCGUUGCGAGCUUCUACAAGUUCGUGCUCGUCGCGGACCCGGAAGCGGAGGUCGCGAAGCAGCUAUCAUUUCUCCAGGAACGUAACAUACAUGGUCGCAUAUAUGUUAAUGAGCAAGGAAUUAAUGCACAGUACAGUGGUCCAACUACGGAUGCGAUGGCUUAUGUUGAGUGGCUUAGAGAAGAUCCGCGUUUUUCUGAUAUCUUGGUUCAACUUUCACCGGCUUUAAGUGGGCAUGCUUUUCCUCGACUUAAACUGCGGUAUAAACCUUCACUUGUUCAGUUAGAAGGAGGAGUUUCACACCUUCCUUUGGUGGACCCUUCAAUGAGAGCUACACCAUUGACUCCGUCUGAAUGGAGAAAAAGAUUACAAAAUGGUAGAAAUGUUGAUAUAUUCUCCAGCAACAUAGAUAGCUCAGCCUCUGAAAAGGAGUUUCUAUUACUGGAUGUUAGAAAUGGUUAUGAAUGGGAUAUUGGCCAUUUUCGAGGAGCUGAGCGACCAAAUGUGGAUUGUUUCAGAAGCACUUCUUUUGGGCUCUCGGAGCAAGAGGUGGAUGCAUCAGACCCUUUGACAGGAAUUGACAAAGAACGUACAGAUAUACUGAUGUACUGCACCGGUGGCAUACGCUGUGAUGUAUAUUCUACAAUUCUUAGGCAGAAGGGUUUCAAAAACCUUUACACUCUGAGCGGGGGUGUGUCUAAUUAUCUAAAGAGCGAGGGCCCAGCAGAAUGGUUGGGAAAUCUCUUUGUUUUCGACUCACGUCUUUCCUUGCCCCCUUCUACUUAUAACCCUGAGAAAGAUUCCGAAGGCGAGCCACAACUGGUUUCUGAAAGCACCAUGCUUGGAAAGUGCUAUAUAUGUGGAUCACAGCUUCUUGAUUUCAGGCACCGCAAUUGUGCAAAUCUCGACUGCAAUCGGCUUUUUCUGUGUUGCAGUUCAUGUGCGAAAGAGUUGAGAGGCUGCUGCGGUGCGGACUGCGUCGGUGCUCCUCGACUGCGACCCGUUUUACUCGGACGUCAGAGAUACCAGAAAUGGCACAUCUACCGGGACGGCGAGUUUCCAAAAGAAAUAACAGCUUAAUGCAACGUUCCUUCUCCGUGCCAGUGCUCUUGCAUCAUGUCCUCACCAAAAGAAGUUGAAGCUUCUUCUAACACACACUAAAAAUGAAAAAGAUUCACCUUCAAUGGAAGGUUUGGUAAUUUCUUUGUUAAAAUCCGAUUCUGAUUUUAGACUUAAAGUUUAAAUUUGAACUUAUUUUUAAAUUUAAAUUCAGAUUUUAAUUUU
Molecule: messenger RNA, 1554 nt
Organism: Ananas comosus (pineapple)
Lineage: Eukaryota; Viridiplantae; Streptophyta; Magnoliopsida; Poales; Bromeliaceae
Product: rhodanese-like domain-containing protein 8, chloroplastic
Exons: 8
Coding region: 1-1350 (449 amino acids)
Source: RefSeq, a predicted model, not a curated record